This is a messenger RNA of Aspergillus campestris IBT 28561, 1833 nucleotides long. Its product is annotated as APC family permease. Gene Ontology annotation, molecular function: L-amino acid transmembrane transporter activity. Gene Ontology annotation, biological process: amino acid transmembrane transport. Gene Ontology annotation, cellular component: membrane. The transcript is spliced from 8 exons. Lineage: Eukaryota; Fungi; Ascomycota; Eurotiomycetes; Eurotiales; Aspergillaceae. The record is from RefSeq and is a predicted model, not a curated record. The coding region runs from base 1 to 1833 and encodes 610 amino acids.
AUGAGUGCGGACACUAUCGAGAUGGCCCCGUUGCCAACACAACAUGACCAGCCCAAUGCGAAUACUCGACCUGCCAGGAAAUGGAAACAGCAACGAGAGCUAAACACCAUCGACGUGGCCUGUCUUAUCAUUAAUAAAAUGAUUGGAGGCGGCAUCUUCGUGUCAUCCAGUCACGUCGUGUUAUUAACAGGCAAUAAGCUUGUCGCGCUUUGUCUAUGGGUCUUCGGCGGCAUCUAUUCCUUCUGCAGCAUGUACGUAUAUCUGGAAUACGGCCUGGCCUGGCCGUACAAUGGCGGUGAAUUUCUCUACGUAACCAAGAUCUUCCCCGUCCCUCCGAUGGUCUUUGCCAGCGCGUUUGCCUGGUUUUUCGUCCUCUUCGCGACCACGACCAACAAUUCCAUCACCUUCGCAAAGUACAUCAACCCCAACGACAUCGAGCAUCCCGACGAAUGGAUGGUCAAAUUCAUCGCGUGCGUGGCAGUUCUGGCCGUGGCCUGUCUCCACUAUCGGAUGGUCAAUAUUGGAAUCCAGGCAAAUAACUUCCUUGCCGCGUACAAGGUGAUCUUCUUGGGAGUGCUAGGGGUGGCCGGCUUGAUUGCGACAUGCCGCAAUGGAGCGCGGGGCGAAUUAGCCGGGCUGAAUGAUUAUGUGUCCACCCAUUCCGCGGGGCGGCUGUCAAAAGGGAAUGUGACGCUGGCGAUCUUGCAGGUGCUGUACAGCUACCAUGGUUGGGAAAAUGCGAACUAUGUCACGUCGGAGAUCAAAGGAAAUGACAAGGCAAGGCUGAAGCGAGGGGCGCUGAUUGCUGUUGGCGUGGUCAACUGCCUUUAUAUAUUGUUCAACCUAUCGGCGUAUUUCCUCCUAGAUUGGAAUGUGAUUAUAGAUUCACCGGAUCUCUUCCCAGUCAAGUUUGCGGAAUUGGCCUUUGGUAGCAAGCAAUGGUCAGCGACGAAGCAGGCGAUCUGCAUCUGCAUUGCUCUCUCGGCUCUGGGUAAUCUCACUGGUGUCAUCUUCACAAACGCGCGCGUGGCCCGAGAUAUCGCACGCUACCGCCUCAUUCCGUUCUACAAGUUCUUUGGCACCAGCUCCCGCUGGGGCCGAAGGGAGGGCGACGGCCUCGGAACACCCUCUGGGGGGCUUGCCCUCCAUGCUCUGGUUACAUGUCUCUACGUCGCAUCCAUCCCAGGAAUCGCCACACAUGGCGAAGGCCAGCGCUUUGUUUUGACAUUAUACACGUACGGCCACUCUGUCGUCACCUUCGUUCUCGGGAUUGGACUCCCUUUUCUUCCGCUACGCAUGAACCAGUAUAACACCCAAGUCGCCGACCCAAGGGGCGUCCAACAGAAAGGGAACUGGACCUACCAAGUUCUCAGAAAUUGCGCUGCGCGGUACGGCGUCAUCGCGUUCUUCACAGUCGUCAACGGCUUCCUCAUUGGCAUGCCGCUCGGACAAGGGCGGACCAAGAAACGAAGCGACCGCGAAAUCUCAUCAUGGGUGAGCGGCGUAACUGUGCUUUCAGUCUUUGGCUUCGGACAACUGGUCGCGCUGUAUAUCAUCUGCUUUGUCCGGGUGCUCUACUUCCGGCAAUGCGCCACGUUACAACGAUCGGAACGGGGCAGGGUAUUGUACGUGCCCCAUAGUAAUCGCAUGUGGGUGGUAGAAUAUCCCAAUCUCACUCGACGGGGCGCUUGGAAGGAGGCUUUCACACCUUUAUCGUGGACUGAAAUUAAGGCCCGGUUGGUUGACAACGCGGAGGCUACCUCGGCUGCCAAUUGUAGAGAAACAUAUAUUGCGAGGGUGAACAGCAAUGAAUCAAUCGAUCACUCGUCAUAA